CAAGGGAAUUGAUUUGUUAGCAUUAAUCUUUUUAUUUCUUUUUUAUUAUCACUAUUAAAAUUUUACUCUGAUAAUAAUCAUGUGUGAGCAGUUUUGGAUUAAAAAAAUAUUUGGAAUUAAAAAAGGCAAGUUUUAAAUAUCAUAUCAAAGAAAUGGAAAAAUUUCCAACUGUAUCAAAAUGCUGUUGCUGCUGCUCACUGUGUACCGGUUCAAAGUUGAUUGGUUAUUGUUUUGCUAUAAAUGCACUAAACAGCAUUUUAUACUAUAGUCUACUUCUAGCUGGGUACGUUUAUUUUAAAAAACAGGCAGUAGAAACAUUUUCAGACAGCAUUGGCCUAAAAACUGUAUGGGUUAUUCAAAUUAUUGUACAACUAAUUAACUUUGGUUCUGCAAUAUUGCUAUUGAUUGGAAUUUCUCAAAAAAGCCGUUAUUUGAUGAAGAUUUGGAUUAUUAUAACUUUGGUUUUUAUCAUAGUUGAGACAAUAGUCAAUGCCAUAGAAUCAUAUUUUACGGAGCCUUCAAUAGCUGUGCAGCUUUUGGCAAUAAUAAUACGUUUUGUUUUGACAGACAUUAUCACACUUUAUUUUGUUUGUGUGGUGAAUUCUUACUCCCUGUCACUUGAUUCUGAAGACUGACGUUCUAGAUGAACUUAUUUUUGAUGUGGUUCAAUGUUGGAAUAUGAACAUAUUUACAACCAGAACAUGAUGCUGAUAAUUAAGACAGAAAAAAAAUCCUACAUCGCUCAAUUGAUUUUAUACAAUAUUGCUGCUUGAAAAUAUU
This is a messenger RNA of Cimex lectularius (bed bug), 780 nucleotides long. RefSeq lists its product as uncharacterized. Bases 153 to 635 code for a protein of 160 amino acids. The transcript has 6 exons. NCBI's taxonomy places the organism in Eukaryota, Metazoa, Arthropoda, Insecta, Hemiptera, Cimicidae. The record is from RefSeq and is a predicted model, not a curated record.